AUGGCCCUUAGUAAAAUCUUGAUAUACAUUUGCAUUCAGCACGCAAUUAGUGCCAACCCCAUUAAAAGAGAAGUAGACACAUUGCAACCUUCACACAUUCCGACGCGUCACUCAAUAUCGGAAUAUUACCACAGAGUACCAAUUGCAGUACCCCAACCGAUACCGAUCACAGUUCCGCGCCCUGUUCCAUAUGCGGUUCAUGUUGGGGUGCCGGUGGAUCAACCAAGGCCAGUAGCAGUGGCUGUACCACAUCCAGUAGCCCACAUUAUACCCCGACCAAUCGCAGUGCCGAUCGAUCGACCAUUCCCAUAUCCAGUUGCGCAUCCGGUACCGAUAACGGUGACGCAAGGUGUGGGUAUUCCUGUUCCGCAACCGUACGCUGUCUCUGUACCGGCUCCGGUACCAAUAAGAAUACCGCAACCCAUUCCAGUUUCGGAUGCACAGGUGCAAUCACAACCAGUAGUCAUUUCACAGUCCGCUGUGACGUCGCAAGCUGCCGUAUUGUAG
Molecule: messenger RNA, 507 nt
Organism: Achroia grisella
Lineage: Eukaryota; Metazoa; Arthropoda; Insecta; Lepidoptera; Pyralidae
Product: zinc finger protein 512B-like
Exons: 2
Coding region: 1-507 (168 amino acids)
Source: RefSeq, a predicted model, not a curated record